GUUAUAAAAGAUGGCUGAUGCUGAGGACAUUCAGCCUCUUGUCUGUGACAAUGGAACUGGAAUGGUCAAGGCUGGAUUUGCUGGUGAUGAUGCUCCGCGAGCAGUGUUCCCCAGUAUUGUUGGCCGACCUCGACAUACAGGAGUCAUGGUUGGCAUGGGUCAGAAGGAUGCUUAUGUUGGUGAUGAAGCUCAGUCAAAAAGAGGUAUCCUCACCUUGAAAUACCCAAUUGAACAUGGCAUUGUCAGCAAUUGGGAUGACAUGGAGAAGAUCUGGCAUCAUACUUUCUAUAACGAGCUCCGUGUUGCCCCUGAAGAGCACCCAGUACUUCUUACAGAAGCACCACUGAACCCGAAGGCAAAUAGGGAGAAGAUGACUCAAAUUAUGUUUGAGACCUUCAAUGUGCCCGCCAUGUAUGUUUCUAUCCAGGCAGUUCUGUCUCUUUAUGCCAGUGGUCGUACAACAGGUAUUGUCUUGGAUUCUGGGGAUGGUGUUAGCCACACAGUGCCAAUUUACGAAGGUUAUACCCUCCCACAUGCAAUCCUUCGGUUGGACCUUGCUGGUCGUGAUCUAACAGAUUCAUUGAUGAAGAUCCUCACUGAGCGAGGGUACUCCUUCACCACAACAGCUGAACGGGAAAUUGUCCGUGAUGUGAAAGAGAAACUUGCUUAUGUUGCCCUUGAUUACGAGCAGGAGUUGGAAACUGCAAAGAGCAGCUCUGCAGUGGAGAAAAGCUAUGAACUUCCUGAUGGGCAAGUGAUCACUAUCGGAGCAGAGAGAUUCCGCUGCCCUGAAGUUCUAUUCCAGCCAUCGCUCAUUGGAAUGGAAGUUGCUGGAAUCCACGAAUCCACCUACAACUCCAUCAUGAAAUGUGAUGUUGAUAUCAGGAAGGAUCUCUAUGGAAACAUUGUCCUUAGUGGUGGAUCAACCAUGUUCCCAGGGAUUGCUGACCGGAUGAGCAAGGAAAUCACUGCCCUUGCUCCUAGUAGCAUGAAGAUCAAAGUGGUGGCACCUCCUGAGAGAAAGUACAGUGUCUGGAUUGGAGGCUCAAUCUUGGCAUCUCUCAGCACAUUCCAGCAGAUGUGGAUAUCCAAGGAUGAAUAUGAUGAAUCUGGUCCAGCUAUUGUUCAUCGGAAGUGCUUUUGAGCUGGGUGAAGAGAAUGCCCUCGUUGUCUUUUUCUUUUCAAGGUCCUGUGUGGCUUGUGUCAUAUGUGAGUUCAGUACAGUUUAGUUUUGAAGCUUGGGAUUGUAAGUUUGAUUACCAUAAUAUGCAUUUGAACUAGGUCUUAGGAGCCAAACCAUUAUUUUCAGUGGGUGGCGGGAGAUGAAUCUUAGUUAUUCAACUUGUUUGCAUGUUUUACAAUGUUUCAGAAACAACUUUUUUAGGUUCUUUUUAGGAGAGAAGGCAAGUUUUAUCAUCCUUUUUUUCGCCCUUUAUGGGAUUUGUGAGUUACUCUUGUUUAUUAUUGUGUGAGUUUUUGAUUUAAAUAUAUCCGUCUACAUUAAACUGUCCAAAA
This is a messenger RNA of Camellia sinensis, 1515 nucleotides long. Its product is annotated as actin-7. NCBI's taxonomy places the organism in Eukaryota, Viridiplantae, Streptophyta, Magnoliopsida, Ericales, Theaceae. The record is from RefSeq and is a predicted model, not a curated record.